This is a messenger RNA of Anopheles moucheti, 1187 nucleotides long. RefSeq lists its product as uncharacterized. The record is from RefSeq and is a predicted model, not a curated record. Bases 71 to 805 code for a protein of 244 amino acids. Lineage: Eukaryota; Metazoa; Arthropoda; Insecta; Diptera; Culicidae. The transcript has 2 exons.
CGCGACCAAGGAUGUCGGGAUGGUGUAGCGCCCUGAGUCGAUAGCGUUAAAUAUUCAGGCUAUUUUCAACAUGUCCGGCGUUCCCAGCUCGCAGAAAACUACCCUACUGAUGGGUCGAAAGUGUUUCCUGUGCCAAAACACACGCUAUCGCAGCAGGCACUGCCGUUUGUUUCGAUUUCCUGCGCGUGGUACAGCCAUGUGGAACCGAUGGUUAGCAGCGAUGGCACUCGGUGAAGAAGACAUCCGGCCUAACGAGCAUCCGCGCGUGUGUCAAAGGCAUUUCGAUCCAAAGCACUUUCUCACCAGGCAACUGUCCGGGAUGGCGGUACCGGUGUGGAAUUUGGAACGAAUCAAGCAUAUAGAGCUCUAUACCGGCGAAGAGUAUUCGGCUAAUGUUGUGAAGAUCUUCGACAAGGAAACAGAAACUACCGGUGACUGUGGUGAUGAAUGUAGUGAAAUAUCAGACGAGAAGAUUUUGCAGUAUGAAGUAGCUGAAGAUGUGUCGUCGGAUGAGGAAGAUUUGGGAAGAAUGGAGGAAGAAUGUACACCGCUGUCUCCGCACACAACUGGGGAUGCACAAUCGAAUGAAGCCACUUCCAUUUCAGCCGCCCUUAGCUGCAGUAUUCCUCGACAUGAAGAGCUCGAACAAUUGCUCUCGCUGGAAAGAGUUCGUGUGGAGCAGCUGCUGCGGUUGAAUGGCCAACAGAAGCAAAUUAUCGAGGAGCAGCAAAAUCUACUGUUGCAGCUCGGCGUAGAAUGCGUUGCGCUUCACCCGGACUCCGGAUUGGCCGAUGAUUCGGAUUGAAAAGAAACCGACAACACGGACACGUUCGAAUGCAUGUGCGUUUAUUUGCAGUAUUUGUAGAGCCGACAGUAAAAAAGCCGUGCGAAUGAAGCCACUUGUGAGGUCCAGCUGUUCGCGCAGAGUUUGCAAAGCACGUCGCCGUAACCGUGUGCACUUUGCACAUUUCAUCUUCUUGCGCUGGUAACAUUCCCGAUGGCUGACGGUACUGCAACGUGUACAGCUGAUGGCGUUAUCGUCGAACGGGAACAAAACCUGAUCAUUGUUGCAAAACUCGCAGAUGUAUGCUUUACCGAAGCAGAUCUAAAAGAACAACCAAUAUACCGUUGUAUGGUUAUGGACGCAGGAUUCUUAACGAUAACGUAUCUCACCAAACAAGUUCUGA